UUUUUAUAUAUACACUCAAAGAAAUAUACGACAUCAGCCAUGCUGGCUUCACCUUCCCCUCUGAAAACAGCUCUUCAAUCAGAGGUUUUCCAGUGGCAAAAUGAAUCUUCACUUGCACUCCCAUCAGAUCACCGUCUGCGUAUAGGAUCAUCUGGAGACCAGCGAGUCAAGGAACAAGUGAUGAUGACUGUUAGAAAGCAGAAGCCAAAAAGCUCACAAUCAUCAUCCUUGAGCUACGCAAACAGAGCAGGAUCAGCGUAUGAAAUUGGGGUGGAUAAUUACAAUGCAAACCGCAACAGCACCGGCAAUCAUUAUGCAAAAUAUCAGAGUGGUGGCACUCUGACCUAUCAGCCUACAUACAAUGGUACCCUGAAGAAGGAUAGUCACCGAUUUAGCUCGUACAGUCAGGUUGACACUUGGGGUCGUCAGCGAAAUAUGUCUGUUGGUGUUCCAGUAAGUCCUGGAAGCGACUUCAAUUACAUGCAGACUCUCAAAAGUAGCCGAAGUGAGCCAGACCUCGCAGGUCCUGAAGGAAGGGCUACAUUGCGGCAACAGAACCAGCACAACUAUGUGCAGAACUACAAUUACCAACAACACCAACCGCAGCGCUCAGGCCGGGGAGCUGUUAAUAACUCAAGCAUAUACAGCCAUCAUAGCACACAGCAGAGGAAAAGAGGCACCCUGCCACCUACACGUACUCCAUCGUCUAUUUCAACAGUGGCUCAGACACAACAGCAAUCAAUUUACAGCACUGUGCAUAGAAAUGAUUUGCAUAAACAGGAUCAUUAUGGAACCAUGAAUGUCCCAUCCAGGAUGGAUUCUCGUGAAGAUUAUGAUGGAAUGUUUAUGACCAUAGAGAAAGCAAUGGAACAAAUUUCAUGCCCAAAUGAAAAAUUACAGAUAUCUGGAGCCAAUUACAUACAGCAUGCAUGUUACCAGGAUGAGAACGCAAAGAACCUGGUGUACCAGAGUAAUGGCAUCACAAAGCUUAUUAGCCUUCUCCAGAGUCCAAAUCAGAAUGUGCAAUUGGCAGGAGCUGGAGCCUUGAGGAAUAUUGUUUUUAAGAAUACCCCAAAUAAAAUUGAAACAAGUCGUCAAGGAGGAGUGAAGGAAAGUGUCAGCCUACUAAGAAGGACCCCUAAUUAUGAUAUACAGAAGCAACUGACAGGCCUACUCUGGAAUCUGUCCUCCACAGACCAGCUGAAAGAGGAACUUGUUAGGGAAGCCCUUCCUGUUCUAAAUGACUGUGUAGUUAUCCCAUUUUCUGGAUGGUCAGAUAAUCCUACAUCUGGUCAAAAGAGUGUGCUAGACCCUGAGGUAUUCUUCAAUGCCACUGGAUGUUUAAGAAACUUAAGCUCUGCUGAUGUUGGCCGUCAGGCUAUGCGUAACUACCCAGGGCUCGUGGACUCAUUAAUGCAUUAUAUCCAGCGUUGUGUAGUCAGUAAUUGCCCAGAUGACAAGUCGGUGGAAAACUGUGCUUGCAUUCUGCACAAUCUGUCGUACCACUUGGAUUCGGAAGUACCCAAUAAGUACUCCCAAAUGAAUGAGCACAUCUCCCGCAAUCAACAAACGGAAAAGACCUCCACAGGUUGCUUCAGCAACAAGAAUGAUAAAACACAGAAUAAUAACUUGGAGCUGCCCCUGCCAGAGGAAGAAGCUAAUCCUAAAGGAGCCAGCCUCCUGUCCCACUCCAGUGCUAUAAAAACAUACCUGGCCCUUUUAGGUCAUAGCAAAAAGGAAUCAACAUUGGAAGCAUGUGCAGGAGCACUUCAAAAUCUGACUGCCAGCAAGGGACAGAUGUCCAAUGGCAUGAGUCAGAUCAUUGGAUUAAAGGAAAAGGGACUUCCUCAGAUUGCCCGCCUCCUCCAGUCUGAAAAUGUGGAUGUGGUGAAAACAGGAACUUCCUUGCUCAGUAACAUGUCCCGUCAUCCAGCACUUCACAAGAGCAUGGGUUCGCAAGUCCUUCCGGAUGUUUCCCGUCUGUUAUCCCAAACGUCUGGGGGAUCAUCAAACUCUGAAGACAUCUUGUCCUCAGCCUGUUAUACAAUGAGAAAUCUUGUGAUGGCUGAGCCUCAUCUAGCAAAGCAGAGCCUCUCAGGGAAUUUGCUUGGAAACUUGGUUAACAUGUGCAAGAGUGGAUCCUCUCCUAAAGCUGCAGAGGCUGCUCGACUCUUCCUGACAGACAUGUGGGCUCAGAAGGAGUUGCAAGGGCUCCUCAAACAGAAUGGUCUGGACAAGAGCAUCAUGGGAUCCUUAGCAAGCUCUGUACUCCGGAACACUGUGUCUCGAGUCCUUUAAAACUCUGUUCAAUGGAACCUUUUUUUUGAAGGAUUCAAACGCCACCCCCUCCACUUUUCAAACGCACUGGUAACUGCAAAGCUGCGCAGCAUCAGACAAGCUAUGCUUAAUAGAAUAUAAAGGGCAAGAGUUGGAAGAAUAUUAAAUAGGUUGUGGAAGAAGAGUAAAUCUACAAACAUUUUAGGACAUUGCACAAAUAUUAAGCAUUAUAUAUUUUUUUUCAAUGUUUAAUGCACUUUGAGAGUUGUUCAUGUUUUGUACUGUCCCUUUACAAACCUGGAUUUUAAUAAAUAUUAAGAUUGAACUGAAACAAUCAGACUGUACAUAAAUGACAUCUCAACUCCCAACUGCUUUACAUUUGCUUAGAAAGGGACAGGUGACAAAUUAGUGUACCUUAUGUAAAAACUGAUAUUUUUCUUCAAUAUGUGUAAGGUGUUUCAAACGCAAGCUGUGUAAGAAAUUAGAUGUAACGCUGCUUAUAAGAUUUCUUUGUUGCCUAUGAUAAAAGUAGUAAUCCUGCAAAGACUAACAUGAAACAGUUAUCUAUAUAUCACAAAAAAAUUUAAAGCACAUCUGAAUGAAAAAGAAUAAUCUCCAGCUCAGCCAUUUUCACAGUUUAGCUAAUGCCAUUCAAAUUAAACCCACAAAAAUUCAGUUGAAUAACUCUAACAUGAUCAGAAUGAUCAUUUCAAAAGCUAAAUGUAUGCACUCUUACGUAGCACACACUUAUCUUGUUUGUUGUUAUUGUUGCUUAUAUUUAAUUACACAUAAUAAAUGCCAUUGUCUUGUGGAUGGAGUACUAUACUCUAACAGGGUUAAUUUGAAGCCAAAGUAACAAAUGAAAGCAUAGCUGAUUUGGGCUUUUAAUUUGGCUAUUUUCACUUUAAAUUUGAAAUUCAGUUUGACUUCUCCCUCUGAGAAAAAACAUGUAAGUCAUGGGAGAGAAAUCGUAAAGAGUAAUUCUAGAGUAUCCCUUUUCAUUCAUAUAGAGUCUUUACAGCUUUUAAGUCAUACAUAUAACUAUAUAUUUGUUUCAGAUAAAGCAAAUAGAACAAAA
Messenger RNA from Pelobates fuscus (common spadefoot toad), 3355 nucleotides. It is a transcript of the gene PKP1, whose product is annotated as plakophilin 1. NCBI's taxonomy places the organism in Eukaryota, Metazoa, Chordata, Amphibia, Anura, Pelobatidae. Gene Ontology annotation, cellular component: nucleus; plasma membrane; adherens junction. The record is from RefSeq and is a predicted model, not a curated record. Bases 40 to 2298 code for a protein of 752 amino acids. The transcript is spliced from 14 exons. Gene Ontology annotation, molecular function: cadherin binding. Gene Ontology annotation, biological process: intermediate filament bundle assembly; cell-cell junction assembly; cell-cell adhesion.